Aspergillus ruber CBS 135680 is the source of this 1297-nucleotide messenger RNA. Its product is annotated as salicylate hydroxylase. Gene Ontology annotation, molecular function: FAD binding; monooxygenase activity. The record is from RefSeq and is a predicted model, not a curated record. Lineage: Eukaryota; Fungi; Ascomycota; Eurotiomycetes; Eurotiales; Aspergillaceae. The coding region runs from base 29 to 1297 and encodes 422 amino acids. The transcript is spliced from 2 exons.
CAAAAAGGUUGGCACACACAUCAGCAGAAUGCCCCAAAUCAACAAGGUCGUCAUCAUAGGAGCAGGCCCUGCCGGCCUCGCAGCUGCUCUUCGUCUUCAUGACAUAAACAAUAUCUCCGUGACGAUAUACGAGAUACGGGAGCAACCCACCCACCUUGGUGGUGCUAUCAAUAUUCCAGCAAAUGGCCUGCGUCUCAUUGACCGACUGGGAGUGUACGAAUCACUUCUCAAAGGAGGCUCUAUUAUACCACAGCUGGUCGUCCAUUCCAUUAACGGCAACGAACUGGGUCGCCUCGAUUACAUCGCUAAAAUCAAAGCCAAGACGGGUUAUGAAUUUAUUCGCAUCAAGCGGACAGUGGUUGUAGACGCCCUUCUCUCCGAAGUUCAAAAUCGUGGCAUACCAAUCCAUUUCAACAAAAGCCUGGUGGCUGUCGACGAGAACGCAAAGACAGGCGCUACGAUUACCUUCUCGGAUGGGAGCAGCGAUACGGCAGAUCUGCUCCUCGGUUGCGAUGGUAUUCAUUCGGCUGUUCGCAAGCUGCAUGUUGACCCUAAGAUCAGACCCGAGUACUCCGGAGUCUCAUCCAUGUCAUCUAUUGUUCCCAUGCCUACUGAGCUGGCCGGGAUGCACACCACUUUUACAUCGCAAGGAUCCGUAGUGGUUGUUCCGUGUGCAGAAAACUCACAAGAGAAGAGUUUGUUUUGGUUCCUGACACGACAUAUUCCGGAGCCAGACACGGCGGACAAGAGGGAUGGGUGGAAUGAACAUCGCGAGAAGGAAGUCGCGGGGUUCAAGAAUACACUCGAGGAGGUAACCAGUGAGGUCGGCGGAGAUUGGGGAUCUUUUCUUCGUGCUGUCGUGUCUAAAACCGAUACAGUCAAUUUCUACCCCAUCUACCGACUUCCGCAUGGAGGCGUCUGGCACACCAGCCGGUGUGUCUUGAUCGGUGAUGCGGCGCAUGCUAUGCAACCACACGUUGGACAGGGCGUGUCCAUGGCGCUGGAGGAUGUAUUCCUCCUAUCCCGACUUUUGAAGAAGGAAUCCUCCCUGCAAGAAAGUUUACGCCAAUUUGAGACAGUCCGUCGUCCACGAAUCGAGGAAUUCGCGUCCCAGGCGGCCAACAAUGGUAAUAGGGCCCGUCAAAAAGGGCCGUGGCAGAUGGCCAUCACGGAAUGGGGAAUGUGGGCAUGGUUCCGGGCUCGUCGGGUGUUUAGCUCGUGGUCGUGGGGUUUUCGCGAGGAGGAAUGGACUUACGAUAUUGACAGGGUUGAUAUUGAUUAUUUUGAUGCUUUAUAG